This is a messenger RNA of Sabethes cyaneus, 4322 nucleotides long. It is a transcript of the gene Mgat2, whose product is annotated as alpha-1,6-mannosyl-glycoprotein 2-beta-N-acetylglucosaminyltransferase. Gene Ontology annotation, cellular component: Golgi membrane; Golgi stack. The coding region runs from base 1319 to 2719 and encodes 466 amino acids. The transcript has 12 exons. NCBI's taxonomy places the organism in Eukaryota, Metazoa, Arthropoda, Insecta, Diptera, Culicidae. The record is from RefSeq and is a predicted model, not a curated record. Gene Ontology annotation, molecular function: alpha-1,6-mannosylglycoprotein 2-beta-N-acetylglucosaminyltransferase activity. Gene Ontology annotation, biological process: oligosaccharide biosynthetic process; protein N-linked glycosylation.
CUGUCAACAUUCAUCUGACUGAUAAUGCAGCUAAAUAUUGCAUUGGGAAGAACGCGCCGCGAAAGUUUGAAAUUGUAAACCCACUGACGAUACGGUUGCAGCGAGUGCCGCUGAAGGACAGAGUGGUCGCGAAAUGCGAAAAACACUAGGCCACGGUAGGAGCCUGGCCUGCGGUAUCGCUGACUAGAGAAAGAAGCAAUCUGGAACAUUAGAUCGAUGACGCAGUGAGUCAUUCAAACUAAUAACACUCUUAUCCGAAAUACGUGAUAUUAAUUCCAUUAAUCUGUAAAAUUUGACAACGAGUGUUCGACAAGUAGCUAAUAGUUGUGCAUAGCAGGCCAAAAGUGAAAGAAAAUUAAAAGUUAUAUUGGGAAUUGCGUGUAGUGAAGUGUAUCGAAUUUUGGCAGUGGUUUAGGUCAGCCCAGAGGCAAGGUGUACCGUAUUAUAAACGCUUCCAAAAGUGGAUAAAAGAAAAACAAAUAGCUGGAAAUAAAAACCCGUGUAAACGUGCCGUUGGCCGUAGCAUAAAAAAUCUAACAAAAACAACUUCGAUUGCACUCACAUGAGGCGUCGGCGCUAGUAGCGGUGUUUUGCAGUGUGCUAUCGUCGUUGCUGCCGGAUAGAAUCGGUUUCUGCCACCACAGACCAAGUUCAUGGUUUCACUGCUCGUAAUACAUAUAACAACGACGAUGACGACGAUGAUUGGAGCCGGAGAAUCGAUAUCCAUUAAAUAGUUUCCUCAAUCAAGAUAAUGAUAACCUACAGCAAAGUGACAGCCACAUCCUAGCUAUACACACAAUCAGCUUAGCGCUGAGCAACGAAACACACGACAACGACAGUUCCGUUCCGGAAGCAGGACCAAACACCGGAUGCCGGCUCCCGUACCGUUGGGCAAUCCCUCCGACGUGAUACCGCACUGUAGCGGAUAGUACUGCGUCAUGUUUGUGAACCGUGUUAAAAUUACUGCUAUCGUCGUUAUCGGCACCACGAUUUCCCAGAUCGUUGCCGAAAAAGAAGCGUACAAUUCAAAUACGAGAACUCUUCGAGAUUAAAUACAGUGGCUGCUGCUGUCACCGCAACAGUAGAGUGCAAAAUUUCGCUGCGUAAACGAUACCGUUGUGACCGUCCUUAGGGGGAUAGAUCUUGUUUCUUUCGUUCGAAUGUUGAACAUUACCGGGCGGAAGGUUUUAAAGUGUGCCUGUGCGCGGGGCAGAGCUGGUGUUAAAACUUCAAGCGGGAAUUAAAUUCGCCAAUCCGCGUAACCCAAGCGACGGAGAACAGAACGUAAAAACAGCACAACGUCUGGUUUGGUUAUAUAAUGAGAGGUCGACGAAUUCCGAUCGCAUUGCCAAACACAGGUGCCCUGUCUCGCAGACGUCACGCACUUUACAUCCGAUCGGCGAUCAUUGUCUUCAUUCUGUUUGCAUUCCUACAGUUCCACGUCAUCAACUAUGACUCAAACGAAUCGGGUCCAUCGGAUAAUGCCAACUACUCGACGGCAGCGAUCCUCCAGAUGGUGCCACCGGUAUUCCAUAAAUAUUUGACAUCGAAAAGCCGCAAUGCCACGCAUGGUCAAAACGGCACUCAGCUCGGCAUGGGUGAUGGCACCCUACGGUCAGCCAACAUCAGCGAAAUCCUCCGCAUGAUACACCGGUACAACGAGCUGCAGACGAUCCUGAACGAGGACAUCUUCGGUCCGUUACAAAAUGAUUCUGUGAUAAUAGUAGUGCAGGUACAUAAAAGGAUAACCUAUCUGCGCCAUUUGAUCGUCAGUCUAGCACAAGCCAAGGACAUUUCCCGAACAUUGUUGGUUUUCUCCCAUGACCACUUUGAUGACGACAUCAACGACUUGGUACAGAGCAUAGACUUCUGCAAGGUGAUGCAGAUAUUUUAUCCUUUUUCCAUACAAACUCAUCCAAAUGAAUUUCCCGGGGCAGAUCCAGGAGACUGUCCUAGGGAUAUCAAGAAGGAGCAGGCGCUGUUACGAAAGUGCAACAAUGCACUGCAUCCGGACCUUUACGGUCACUACCGGGAGGCUAAAUUUACCCAAACCAAACACCACUGGUGGUGGAAAUCGAACCGGGUGUUCGAUCAGCUAGAAGUUACCAAAUACCACAUGGGUCUGGUCGUCUUCCUGGAGGAGGACCAUUAUGUGGCGGAGGAUUUCCUCUACAUCCUAGAGCUGAUGCAGCAAAAGUCGCACGAACUGUGCCCCAAGUGUAAUAUUUUAUCGUUAGGAACAUAUCUUAAGACUUUCAACUACUACACCUACAAUAAGAAGGUGGAAGUAACGCCGUGGGUCAGUAGUAAACACAAUAUGGGCAUGGCCUUUAACCGGUCUACGUGGCAUGAGAUAACGCGCUGUGCACGCCAUUUUUGUGAGUACGACGACUACAACUGGGACUGGUCGCUGCAGCACGUAUCCCAGCAGUGCCUGAAGCAGAAGCUGCACGUCAUGGUCGUUAAGGGUCCCCGGGUCUUUCAUAUCGGCGAAUGCGGCGUUCAUCACAAAAAGAGCAACUGUGAAUCAAACCAGGUGAUCUCCAAGGUGCAGCAGGUUCUGCGGGUGGCACGUCGUUCCCGACAACUUUAUCCCAAAUCGAUCUCGCUCAUGAUGGCCAGCGUUGCCAAGAAAACCAAACUACGCAAGGGUAAUGGCGGCUGGGGAGACCAACGGGAUCACCAGCUCUGCUUCAACAUGACCCUUAUUGGGCGGUAAUCCGACUCUGUCAGUGGCGGUGUUAGUGACCCACCAGGCAGGGGUAUGACUGUCUUCAGAAGACUUGGAUCCGCGAAGGUCUUACGCCGGUUAUACCGUGUUUAUCUGUACAGCGAAAUUAUGGCCGAGUAACGCUGUCCUUAGUGGUACACCAUAAACUAGUGAUUCGUAGGUAUUCGUGUAGAGUUUGUAUAUUAAGGAAAUGGUGCAGAAUGCAUCAUUCAAUGUGAGAUAGAAAACGAGAGAACAUAGUCAAAGAUUGCUGUCCAAAAGUGUGAAGAGAAUCAAGUUUCUAGCUUUCAUUAAGGUUAUGUUGUUUGAUUGACCUUGAUUUUAGAAUGUUGAAAACUAGUUAGAACAUAUUGACUUCCUUGCGAGGAAAGAUGCAGCUAGCGAUCUUGAAGUAAAACUUCAAGAAACACAAACGUGCGUAAAAAAAUUCCAUCCUCAAUACGUAUUGCGUCUUUAUUCUUACAUUCUUCUCUAGGUAGCGACCAAUUUUUUUCCAUUUGUCUAUAUACCUAGACCACAGUUCUCGUUGUAACUUUCCAAUUAGUUUUGAACUAAAGCUAGAGAUAUGCCCUUCCUUUGUAUCUCUGUAUCAAAGUUAAAAAAUAAUAAUAAUGUUCCUUAUCGGACUAUUGUAGUUCCUAAGAAGAUUGUACGGCAAAUGACAAAUGUAAACCUACAGUUUUUUACUCGUGGCAUAUGUUUCAGUUCCCCUGUCUACAUAUUUAUUCCGAGCCGGAUAAGCUGGCUCGAGAUCAGAAUGCCGAAACCGAAGAACCCCCACGUAAAACAAGUAAAUGUAACCACAAAAUCGAAACAAUAAAGUCCACAAUAAAAACGAAACAGAUGUAAGCAAAGUAGCAAACUUGUACCAAAUGCACGAAAUUUUUCUUAUAUAGAUAUAUAGCAAGAAAAGACAUACAAAAAUAAAUCAAACAAAAACAAUAUACCAAACGAAUAAGAUUCAAACAAAACAACAGUUGCAGAACGCACACCUCAAACACAAGCUUCUGUCAACAUUGUUUGCCACAAUUUUCACAAUAGAGUCGUGCAAUCGAAUGUUUGUGGUUUUAGGUUGAAAUUUCGAUUAUCUAUACACAUCAUCUAGUCGUUCGCAGUAUAGGCAAAUAGGCAAAGCAACAAUUGAUUGGACCGACCGAGUAACGUUUUGCCACUAGACUAGCAGGAUAUUGUUUUGUUCGCUGUUAUUGUUUUUAUUUCUUUAAGUUACUUCUAGCUAGCAGCAAUAAUAGUGCGUUAGGGAAAAAUCUAGGACUACAUUUGCCAAUGAUGAUAGGAUGCUCUAAGCGAAGUCAAGCAACAAAAAUUACAGCCUUCGGUAGGAUGAUGCACAAAACAAUAGUUCUCAGAAAUAUUGCGCCUGAAACAAGGGAGUCUUAGAUUCCUGCAGCAUCCGGCCUGUGAAAUUAUAGGAGAAUGGGCAGUCCCGUUCGAGAAUAGGACUCUUACCGAACGGAGCAGUAGGGAUCAUUUAAUGUAACUGAUUGUAUGGAUCGCAUUUUGAAAACGAUAUCGAGGUGUGUAAGACAGACAUAUGUGUUAUUAAAAAGCUUGGUGCUCUCCUAUAUGUUCU